Molecule: messenger RNA, 2514 nt
Organism: Dictyostelium discoideum AX4
Lineage: Eukaryota; Evosea; Eumycetozoa; Dictyosteliales; Dictyosteliaceae
Gene: helF
Exons: 1
Coding region: 1-2514 (837 amino acids)
Molecular function (GO): ATP binding; nucleotide binding; hydrolase activity
Source: RefSeq, a predicted model, not a curated record
AUGACUAAAAAUGAUUUACAAACUUAUAUUCAACAAAAAAGAAUAGGAUAUUUACCAGUAUACCAUUCAGAGUGUAGAGGACCUGACCACGAGAGAGAAUAUCGUACACACAUACGCGUUGGUGAAAUUAAUUCAAAACAUAACAAUAAAAUUGUAUAUUCCGAUUGGUAUAAAAAUAAAAAAACAGCAGAAUCAUGUUGCGCAAUAAAAGUUUUAAAUUAUUUAAAUCAACAGGGAAGAGAAGAUUUAAAUAAUAAAUAUCAAGAACAAAAAAAAACUAGACAACAACAAGAACAAGAAAUAGAAUCACCACCACCACAACAACCACAACAAUUAACAUAUCAAACAAAACAAUCAAUAGAUUCAUUAUUUUCAAAAUUUAUUAGUAUAGAUAAAAAUAAAAUUAAAGAUGAAUUAAUUGAAAAACAAAAAAAUGAUGGAAAUUUAUUAAGUGGUGGUUUUAGUUAUUUACAUUUUAAUGAACCAACUCAAAUGGAAAAGGAUAAUGAAAUUGAAAGAUUAAAGAGAACACUUGGUGAUUUACAACAAAGAGUUGAUACUAUGAAUAGCAUUUUUCAAGAUGAAAAUUGUAAUAAUCUUACACUCGGUCAAAUUAAAACAAUUGGUAUGCCAAUUAUAAAAACAUUACAACAGGGUGAUGAUGGUAAACCAAUGGAGAUGAAUAAGAGUAAACCAAGAGAUUAUCAAUGUGAACUCUAUAGAAAAUCAAUGGAAAAGGAUAUAAUAUGUUGUUUACCAACUGGUUUAGGUAAGACUUUAAUAUCAUGUUUGGUGAUAAAGAAAAUGAAGCAAUUGAAUCCUUCAAAGCAAAUAGUUUUCAUUGUAGAUAGAAUCCCAUUGGUAAUCCAACAAUCAGACGUAAUAGAGACAGAGACGGGGUUAAAGGUGUUAUCAGCUCACGGUGAAACAUUUAAACCAGUUCAAUUGAAGCAAAGAUUUGAUGUUUUGGUGGUGAUUGGUGAUUUAUUCAAUAAACUUUUAUCAAAUGGUGAUUUAAAUAUACUUAGUUUCUGUUUGAUUGUUAUCGAUGAAGCUCAUCAUAUAGUUAAAGAGCAUUCAUUCGCUAAAUUAUUACGUGAUAAAUUAAAUACGAUUCCAGAGAUUUGUCAUCCAAAGAUUUUAGGUUUAACUGCGUCACCAGCUGGUAAAAAAGAUUUUUUCAAUACUUUAUUAUCCUUGAAAUUAAUUUCAAAAGUUAGUCGUUGUGAAAUUAUAAAACCAACUAAUCAAUCAAUCAUUCCAUAUAUUAAUCAAAAGAAUAUUAAAAUCAUACCAAUUCCAACAAAUAAUUUAGAACGUCACUCAAUUCAAAUCUUAAAAGAUUUAAUUUCAAAAUAUAAACCAAAUCUUAGUAAUAAUCAAGAAUUAUUUGAUUCUGUUACUUCAGUAAUUGAUAGUAAUACUUUAAAAGGUUUAGGUGUUGGUGGUGGUGGUGGUGGUUCCAAUAGUAGUACUCAAAAUCAUAAUUUAAAUAAGUUUUUAUCAUCAUUUUUUGAAAAAAUUAAUGAUUUUAUUAAUUUUAAAAUGUUUGGUAGUGCAAUUCCAGUUGGUUUAAAUUUAAAAUCCUUUUUAAUUGAAGAGAUUUCAAAUAUUGAUGAUGUAGAACUUCAAUCAGAGAUUUUAGCAAUGGUUCAUUCGUUACCUUGUGAUGAAGAGAUUGCGGAUAGUAUUUCAAAGUUAGAGAUUGCGUUACAAAUUUUGGAUGAAAAAAAGAGUGAUGAUUUAAAAGCAAUCAUAUUUGUAAAAACAAGAGACGUAGCAAAGAAAGUUUAUUCACUUUUGGAUCAAUUAAGAAUGGGUGAUAGAUUCUCUUUUAUUAAACCAAAUUUAGUAGUUGGUCAUGGUUCUAUUGGUGGAAUGUCAAUAUCAUCUCAAAAGAAGGCUAUAGAAGAGUUUAGAAGUGAUCAAUGUAAUGUUAUAGUUGCAACUAGUGUAGUGGAAGAAGGAUUCGAUGUACCAGAAUGUAAUAUUGUAAUUAGAUUAGAUCCACCAACAACCGUUACUGCUAAUAUUCAAUCAAGGGGUAGAUUAAGAAAUAGGGAUAGUUAUUUCUAUGGUAUUGUCAAAGUUGAUGAUCCAAGAGAGGAUAACAUCUAUGAGUUCUUUAAAAAUCAAGAAAGAUAUUUAGAAGAGGCUAUUAAUUUCUUAAAAACUGGUGAACUUCCAAUAUCUUUAAAACAACAAAACUAUACAACUCAAGUUAAUCAAGUUGAUGAAGAAAUGGAUACAAAUUCCUAUUUUGCUUCUGCUAGUGCUUUGGUUCAAGAGAUGGUUAUUCAAGUUAAAAGACAUACAUUUGAUUUUGGUAUAGCUUGGGAACAUACUCCUGAUGGUUCUGGUUUUUUUAAUGCUAUUGCUACUUUCUAUAUAAAUAAAGAAGCUGCACAUUCUCAUUUUAAAUCUGGUCAAAAUAAAAAAACUGCAAAAGAAAAUACUUGCAAAUCAAUUUUACAAUCUGGUUUAAUUUAUAAUUUAAUUAAAAAUUUAGAGUAA